AUGGGGGUAUGCUGGCCCGCAAUGGUAUCGUUCAAGGACUUCCUGCUCAGGAACCGUCUCGUCGCCGCAAGAGCCGUCACACGUCUUCUCGAGACAGCGACCGCCACAGUAGGCGAUCCGGUCACCAUUCCAGUAGUAGCUCGACUGCCUCUUUCGACUAGAAAGCACCAGGAGGCAGCCAUUGGCAGGCGAUUGAGUCCAGCUUGGCAAUACUCGGAUGGGUUUGGAUCAGCGUUGUGGCCAGCUCGCAUGGGAGCAUGUUCAAGAAACACGAGGGGAAGGAAUCACACACAAGACGACUUACAAGCGGUUGAAAUGCUUCACAGCAAUCCCAAGGAUAUACCCGAACCAAACUCCCUCCUGGGCAAUCUCUCUCACGAAGAGUUAUCAGCUACCCUCUUUUUUCCGCUACUACCACCACGUUUCGGCUUUUAUUUUCUUUUUGUUUUUUACUGUUUUGCCCCAUUGUUCUUCACUUUACACUGGGGAGCAGCGAUAUAUAUCUUGAUAUAUCCUAUCUGCUGCCAACGAAUCAUGACGACACGAUACGAUUUAGAUGCUAUCUUACAUUUCUACGGGCGGCAUUUUCUUUUGCUGGUCACCAUUUGGUGUCCUUUUUCUCCGCGAGGGACGAUGUUGUUGCGACAUAUUCGGCUUGCUCUGCUUCCUUUGACCUUUCUGGUGGUCUGUUGGACGUUGUCACACGUUGCAUGA
This is a messenger RNA of Fusarium verticillioides 7600, 714 nucleotides long. RefSeq lists its product as hypothetical. The transcript has a single exon. The record is from RefSeq and is a predicted model, not a curated record. Lineage: Eukaryota; Fungi; Ascomycota; Sordariomycetes; Hypocreales; Nectriaceae. The coding region runs from base 1 to 714 and encodes 237 amino acids.